AUGUCAGACUGGACAAAGGGGAAUCACUUCAAAAAAAUUGCCAAAGAACUCAAUGUAGGCGUUCCGACGAUAAAAGAUUGGAGAAAAAAUCGGAAAGACAUUGAAUCAUAUACAGUGACUAUAGAUGGUGAAAACGCUCUUAAAAAACGCAAAACAUUGAAAAAACCUAAACUUGAACUGCUUGACAAUGCAUUGUGGAUGUGGUUUUGCCAACAAAGAAGAAAAGGAACUCCAAUAUCUGGGCCCAUAAUAAAAGAAAAGGCAAUAGCUUUGCACAAAAAACUAGAAGCCGAAAGUGAGUUCGCCGCUAGUGAAGGCUGGAUUGAUCGCUGGAAAACCUGUCAUGGCGUCCGGUUUGUUUCAAUUUCUGGUGAAAAACUAUCCGCUGAUGCUGAGGCAGCCAAGAAUUUUUCUGUGAAAUUUCAAGAAAUUGUCGAAGAAUAUGAACUGUUACCUUGCCAAGUCUUUAAUAUAGAUGAGACAGGCCUAAACUAUAAAAUGCUGCCAAACAAAACGCUCGCUUCAUCAAAUGAUACCGUUGCAGGAACGAAACUUAUAAAAGAUAGGCUAACCAUUGCUCCUUGCAGCAACGCUGACGGUACACACAAGCUUCCUUUGUUCGUUAUUGGUAAAUCUAAGAAGCCAAGGGCAUUCAAAAACAUAAAUUUAUCUUCCUUGCCGGUUUAUUAUCGCAGUCAAAAAUCUGCUUGGAUGGAUUCCAAUCUUUUCAAAUCUUGGUUAAUCGAUGAGUUCAUUCCAUCUGUUGAAAAAUACUUGAAACAAAAAAAUCUCCCUGUUCGUGCUCUAUUGCUAUUGGAUAAUGCACCAUCACAUCCAUCUGAGGAGGAAUUAGGGAAAGAGGACAUAAAAGCUAUCUUCCUUCCUCCAAAUGUCACAUCACUUAUCCAACCAAUGGAUCAGCGAGUUAUAAAAUGGUUAAAGAGGCGGUAUCGCAGAAAGUACAUCAGUUCAAUUUUAGAAAAGUCCGAAGAAGGUUUUAACAUAUUUGAAUAA
This is a messenger RNA of Sipha flava (yellow sugarcane aphid), 1014 nucleotides long. Its product is annotated as jerky protein homolog-like. Gene Ontology annotation, cellular component: nucleus. Gene Ontology annotation, molecular function: DNA binding. The transcript has 2 exons. The record is from RefSeq and is a predicted model, not a curated record. Bases 1 to 1014 code for a protein of 337 amino acids. NCBI's taxonomy places the organism in Eukaryota, Metazoa, Arthropoda, Insecta, Hemiptera, Aphididae.